Molecule: messenger RNA, 3612 nt
Organism: Acipenser ruthenus (sterlet)
Lineage: Eukaryota; Metazoa; Chordata; Actinopteri; Acipenseriformes; Acipenseridae
Product: zinc finger protein 23-like
Exons: 2
Coding region: 632-1414 (260 amino acids)
Source: RefSeq, a predicted model, not a curated record
UGUUAACCAUUUCAUAAAAUCCUGGAUUUAUAUUGGUCAGUGAUAUAAGAACAAGCAAUUAAAGUAAUUGUGUGCUUUCGUAAUAUUACUAACCUGCAACUAAGCAAAUGUAACAGUCUGGUGAUUCAAUGAAUUGUAGCGCUUACUCGGUGGGAACCUUUGUUACAGGGAGAUGGAGUCUGGUAGGAAGAUGUUGGAGAGCGGGAUUCUGGGAAGAGCUGAGUUCGUGGUACCGGAUGUGUGAUUUUCAAUAAAGUGUGUUCAUUUAGAAGUAAUACAAUGGUUAACACGAUUUCUGCUUCAGGGUUAAACAGAAAACUCGCCGAAUUUGCAGGAGUGUUUUUUAAUAGACGCACGCGCAAUCAGUAAUUUAAAUUAAACAUCUUCAUGUUUUGUGGCGAUUUAAAAGUGAAAUCCACCUUAAGAGUCAGAUCAGAAUAAUUCUGGUAUUUUUAAGUUUUUGGUGUCUGAAAGUGAAAUACAAAUCCACUGCACUCGGGCGAGCGCUUUUACUGGGUGUGCCUGUCAGGAGCCCCCACUUAAACCUCUUUGACAGGACUUAUAAUCUUUCUUUUUUUAUUUUUGGCAGCUACCGAGCAGAACCCCAUUUGAUACUGUGGACAGUUUAAAGAUGGAAUCAGUCCCGAUUAAAGAGGAGCUCCCUAAACUUGAACUGGUCCCCAUUAGACUGGAGUUCACUGGACUGGCUGCCCUCCCCAUUAAACAGGAGCUCUGUGAGACGCCCUGUGACAGCAUCAAGCCAGUGGUGUUUGGAAUUAAAGCUGAGCGCAACGAACUGGAGAUCUCCCAGACAGAAGAACCAGUUCCUAUGAAAGAAGAGGUGCUGGAAAUGGUGCGUAUUAAACUGGAGCCCCUGAAAGAGGAGGUACUCUUGAAACCAGGGAAGGAAGAAUCUGAAGACUUGAAAGCAGCCCCCACUGAGCUGGGUCCGGUACACCUGCGGGAGUGUAGCGUGGUGCUGGAGAGAAUCUAUGUGAGAAAGCAAGGCUCUGGAGAGGAAGGCUCUCCCAACAGCACGCAAGGAGGUGGACAGGACGACGAGAGCUCACAUUCAGAGUGCAGUCCAGCAGGUUCCAGUCCAGCAGUUAAAGCAAGGACCCAGUUAAGGAAUUUAAAAAUACUGAGGGGAGAGAAAUUAAAAAAUACCAGAGGAGAGAAACCGUAUCACUGCUCUGACUGUGGAAAGAGUUUCAGGCACUCAGGAGACCUUGUGAUACACCAGCGAAUUCACACAGGAGAGAAACCCUAUCGCUGCUCUGACUGUGGAAAGAGGUUCAAGUCAUCAGGACACCGUACAGCACACCAGCGAAUUCACACAGGAGAGAAACCGCAUUGCUGCUCUGACUGUGGAAAGAGUUUCAGGAACUCAGGAGACCUUUCAAAACACCAAUGAAUUCACACAGGAGAGAAACCUUAUCGCUGUUCUCACUGUGGGAAGAGUUUCAGUCGGUCUGGAAAUUUUGAAUUGCAUAAGCGAACUCACAAAGGAGAGAAACCAUAUCACUGUUCUGACUGUGGGAAGAGUUUCAGUCGGUCAGAACACCUAUUAAUACAUCAGCGAAUACACACUGGAGAGAGACCGUAUCACUGCACUGACUGUGGGAAGAGUUUCAGUCGAUCAGGACAACUUGUAACACACCAGUGAAUUCACACAGGAGAGAAACCAUAUUACUGCUCUGACUGUGGGAAGAGUUUCAGGGAUUCAACAGACCUUGUAAAACACCAGAGAACUCACACAGGAGUAAAGCCAUAUCACUGCUCCGACUGUGGUAAAAGUUUCAGUCAGUCAGGACAACUUGGAAAACAUCAGCGGAUUCACACAGGAGAAAAAACGUUUAAUUGCUCUGACUGUGGGAAGAGUUUCAGUUCGUUAGCAAACCUUGUUUCACACCAGCGAAUUCACUCAGGAGAGAAACCGUAUCACUGCUCUAACUGUGGGAAAAGUUUCCGUCACUCAGCAUCCUUUGCUGUACACCGGCACAUUCACACAGGAGAGAAACCGUAUCACUGCUCUCACUGUGGGAAGAGUUUCGGUCACUUGGCAUCCUUUGCUGCACACCAGCGUAUUCACACAGGAGAGAAACCAUACCGCUGCUCUGACUGUGGAAAGACUUUCAGACGGUCGGGACACCUUGUUUCACACCGGCGCGUUCACACAGGAGAGAAACCGUACUGCUGCUCUGAUUGUGGGAAGAGUUUCAGUCAGUCAAGAUCCCUUGUUACACACCAGCAAAUUCACAUAGGAGAGAAAAAAAAAAGAAAAUGUAAAUAAUGUUCCUGCAUAAAAAUAACUUUUAUCCAUUUUGCUUCCUGGCAUUUCAGCACAGCAGUGUGCUGCUGAAUAGUGUGGCUGCCCAAGCCGAGGAGACAGUCAGAACAAAUCCUUAAAUGGAAUUUACUAGUGUAACGACCUCGCCCUUAGCACAAAGCCAACCACUAUGGAGUGAUUACCUCCCUAUAUUAAAUAUAUCCCAUGACAAAAACAAGUUCGACAAACAGCUGUUUAAAGGGGUGAUCUCAAAUGCAAAAAUCCAAGUUAGGAGAAGCAAUUAGGCCAAUCUUGUCAAGCAAAUAGGCACAAUUGGAAAGGUGCUGGGGCCCAAGAUUCACACAAUUCUUGCUUCUAACUUGGCGCCUUUUUUUUGAUCGCUUCGCUCCACUUUAUCGCUCCUCUUGAAAUGCUCUUUGUAUGAUUGAAGUGACUGAGACACACACUCACAUUGUAAUACGAAAGACAUAAUUUCGGAUUGGAUCAGAAUCUGAGUGCUCAUGUUCAACACUGUGUUGUUGUUGUUUUUUUUUAGUUUUUUUUAAUAAAUAGAGCUAUUAAAAAAUGAUAUGUCCAAACUACAAAGUAAAAUGCGCAAUGCAAAUUUAGGACACAGUGUAAAUGCUCUUAUUGGAAGUCCAGGAAUGCUGAAUUCAGCUCCAUCGAUUGCUAUGAGCUACAGCUGUAUCACAGAGCAGCUCUCCUGGUAAACCCUUUGAAGGAGGAAACAAACUGCUAUUGUUAAUUAUUUUGCAUAGAAUGGCACAAGGCAGCUGUAAUAGAGUAAAUGUAGAUGCGCUUUUAGACUGUGUGUUGCUGCUAGCCCCACCCUGUGCAAAUUCAAAGUGUAAAACCAGAUAACACAACGAGCAGGGCACAAGCUAAGCGAUGAGCUGUAUUUGAUUAGGGAAAUAAAAGCUGUUUACUUUGACUAUCUGCGUCAGUCUGGAUUCUUAUAGAAAUCAAAUGUAAGACAACAAAUAUACUAGAAGUGUCAGGGGUGGAAGUUGCAGGUUGAGAUUUUAGAGUCAGUGUUUCCCUGCAUGCAUCACUGUGAGCAGCUCCUUCCUCCAGACACAGACCCACACUGGAAUGUUUAGAUGACUGGGUGUGAGGAGCCUUGUGUUAACAAUGGGAGAACUGGGCUGACUGGGGAGGUAACUGCUACUGCCUAUUUCAAUAGUCUUAUUACUGUGUUGUUACAUUAUGGACAGCAGUGGUGCUCUGGCUCCCUCUUGUGGUCACUAUUAAUAUCUGCUGUGUGUCUCUCGGAGGUCAAAUUAAUUGCUCUUUGUCAUUAAAAUGCUGUUUUUAUCAUCAAA